AUGAAUGCAACUGCAAACCUCCUCCGGGAGACCACGUCCAACAGCUCCUCAGAUUUGAAUGAAGCUUCUUUGUACUACUUGCUGGAGGAAUGGGCUCUCAACCCACAAGACACAAACAUGAAGAUGUUUUUAAUUCCUCCAGUUGUCUGCCUCGUGGCAGGUGUCCUCAUUAUUCCUUCCAUCUUGUUUGUGAUCUUCUCUAGGUUUAGCAUCAGAAAGGAAACGAGGUACAUGCUGCUGGGGAAUGCUUUGCUUUGUGAUCUGAUAUACCUUUUGUUCUACACGCUGUCAGCUACUCUCAGCGCAGCACACGUAAGUCUCCCAAAGGAAGCCUGUGUUCUACAGUUAUUUCUGCUGGCAGUGGCUUACUGCGGGGGACUGUUCACAGCUGCUGCCAUAGUCUUGGACACGUACAUAGCUAUUUUGUUUCCUUUGCGCUACGUUACUAUUUUGCCUUCUUCACGAACAAAAAAAGUGAUUGUAUUGCUAUGGAUCUGUUCAGGGGUUCUCCCUGGGAUUUUCUUCUUGGUGCUAUCCAGCACUCACAACUUUGUGCCCUGUGUCCUGGAAAUGUGCUCAAUUCCACUAAUAAUAAUAUUAACUCUGAGUGGGACUGAUGCUGUGAAACUCUGUUUCUGGCUGUCUGCUACGGUUAUCUUUCUCUUCCUGUCUCUAAUAUUUUGUUGCUAUGCUAUUCUUUAUUUUAAAACCAGGCAAUCAGGUAUAUGGGAGAGCAUCUGUUCCAGAGCCAGUGUGACAUUCUUAAUGCACAACACUGUGUUGUUCUUUUAUUUCUCUCCAUUCUUGGUUCUUUUUGUAGAAUCAUUCUUGUACGUUAACGUUGUCAUUGGACUGGAGACAGGAAUCUGGGUCUCCCUGACAAUCUGCAAUGUCCUGAUGAUUCUGCCUAAAGUUUUGUUCCCUUUUCUAUAUGGACUUCGAUACAGAGAGAUCUCAGCAUCUCUCAAAUCCAUUGUCAGAGGUAAGCAUCUUCACCUGGUGUCACCUGCUCCAUCACCAUCCUGA
This is a messenger RNA of Cygnus atratus (black swan), 1026 nucleotides long. It is a transcript of the gene GPR148, whose product is annotated as G protein-coupled receptor 148. Gene Ontology annotation, biological process: G protein-coupled receptor signaling pathway. The record is from RefSeq and is a predicted model, not a curated record. Bases 1 to 1026 code for a protein of 341 amino acids. Gene Ontology annotation, cellular component: membrane. Gene Ontology annotation, molecular function: G protein-coupled receptor activity. The transcript has a single exon. Lineage: Eukaryota; Metazoa; Chordata; Aves; Anseriformes; Anatidae.